Molecule: messenger RNA, 5395 nt
Organism: Fomitiporia mediterranea MF3/22
Lineage: Eukaryota; Fungi; Basidiomycota; Agaricomycetes; Hymenochaetales; Hymenochaetaceae
Exons: 29
Coding region: 394-2940 (848 amino acids)
Biological process (GO): xyloglucan metabolic process
Cellular component (GO): extracellular region
Molecular function (GO): protein binding; cellulose binding
Source: RefSeq, a predicted model, not a curated record
CUCAGAUCGUUUUGAAAACAAGCAAGUAAGCAGAGGAGUCCGAUUUCCGUAGCUUCACGCAGCGACGCAUCCUCGACUAGCAGCUUCACUCUCGGCUUUGUUUCGGUAAACAAACACAUCAGACGGUGAUAGCUCAUGAUCUGGCGGUACCGGAGACAACCUAACCGGACAUUGCGGACAUCUCCUGACUGCUCAUCCAUGCUUAUUUUGUUGUCGAGACGCUCACGAUGGCGGGCCGCCCUUGAACAUCCGAAGCCCGUCGUUUAAACCUCGGGUGCCCGCAAGAAAUCGAGCAAUUGGGUCGUUUUACAUCUCAAUGUUCUACAUAUAUAAUGCCUAGCCAGCUGUUAAGGUCUUUAGAGUCUCUGUCUGGCGACUGAGCUUCUGCAGCGGAUGAUGCUUCUCCAUCCUCUAACGUUAGUCGUGUCAUUGGCGACGUUGCCUCUGCUAUCGUCUGCUGCUAUCGCUCAGCAGGCAUACAACUGGGCAAAUGUCAAAAUCGGUGGAGGUGGAGGCUUCGUGCCGGGCAUCAUUUUCAACCCAUCCGAAAAGGGUCUCGCGUAUGUACGGACGGACAUAGGCGGUGCCUACAGGUUGAACUCUGAUGAUACGUGGACUCCUCUUUUGGACUUCGUAGACAAUGAACGGUGGGGAUACUGGGGUGUCGACGCGCUUGCGACAGAUCCUACUGACACAGACCGUGUCUAUCUUGCCACGGGAAUGUACACAAAUGACUGGGACCCGAACAAUGGACACAUCCUUAUUUCAGAUGACCGAGGAGACACUUGGACGGCGGUCGAACUGCCCUUCAAAGUGGGCGGAAACAUGCCUGGACGAGGGAUGGGAGAGCGUCUCGCCGUCGACCCUCAUGAUAACUCAAUCCUGUACUUUGGUGCACGUUCUGGAAAUGGUCUCUGGAAAUCCACUGAUCAGGGCGCGACCUGGUCAAAAGUGGCCAGUUUCAAGGAUGGAGGCAGUUACAUACCUGAUCCAACUGACACUACCGGUUAUAACAGCGACAAAAUUGGUAUAUCGUUCGUGACCUUCGAUUCGAAUUCUGGCUCUAGCGGUUCUGCUACUCCAAGAAUUUUCGUUGGAGUAGCAAAUCUAGGAUCUACGAAUAUCUACGUUUCUGAAGAUGCUGGUAGCACUUGGAGCGCCGUUCCGGGUCAAAACAGCACUUUCAUGCCACACAAGGGUGUUCUUUCUCCUGCCGAAAAUACUCUCUACGUCUCUUAUUCUAAUGGAGCUGGGCCGUACGACGGAACGCUCGGUUCUGUAUACAAGUACAACAUAUCGUCGAGUGUCUGGACCGACAUCACUCCUGUCUCUGGUAGUGAUCUGUACUUCGGUUUUGGCGGUCUCAGUGUCGAUCUCCAAAAUCCAGGCACCGUCAUGGUCGCUGCGCUCAACUCCUGGUGGCCGGAUGGGCAAAUCUACCGCAGCACCGACAGUGGCGCAACGUGGUCGCCUCUGUGGGCUUGGAGUGCCUCUGGUUAUCCUAACAUCGACAGAUUCUACUCGUACGAUGACUCGCUGGCACCAUGGAUUGGUCCUGACUAUGUCGAAACGACUCUUGGAACUCUCCAAAUUGGCUGGAUGAUGGAAUCGCUGUCAAUUGAUCCAUUUGAUAGCAAUCAUUGGCUGUAUGGCACCGGAGGAACCAUUUAUGGAGGAUACGAUCUGCUGAAAUGGGAUACGACGCACAACGUCACUCUCAAAUCUCUCGCAGACGGUAUGGAAGAGACGGCUAUCCAGGCACUGCUCUCCCCUCCAACAGGUCCUAAUCUCCUGAGCGCGAUGCUCGAUCUUGAAGGUUUCGUACACAAGAGUUUCACUGAGCCUCCAGUGAGCUCUUAUACCAAUCCAUCAUGGUCUGGCGCAGUAGACCUGGAUUAUGCCGGCAAUGUACCAACGAAUAUCGUGCGCAUUGGGAACGAUGACAGCUCGACAGGCAAACAGGUAGCGAUUUCCACGGACUCCGGGACAACAUGGUCUCAAGACUAUGGUGCCGCCGAUAACGUCACCAGUGGAAAGGUUGCAUUUUCGGCCAACGGUGAUACUGUUCUCUGGAGAACGAGUGCCAACGGAGUUCAGGUCUCUCAAUACACGAACCCGUUUGCUUCUGUCCCGACUUUACCGGAUGACGCACAAAUAGCUUCGGACAAAGUCAACAAUUCCGUAUUUUACGGUGCUUCUGGAUCCAAGUUCUACAUUUCGAAGGAUGGAGGAAAGACGUUUUCGUCCAUCUCCGCCUUAGGUUCUUCCACUACUCCCGCGAGAGUGAUUGUCCAUCCAAGCGUCACUGGAGACGUAUGGGUCUCCACGAAUAAGGGUAUCUUCCAUUCGGUGGAUUUCGGUUCGACAUGGACACAGCUUGCUGGAGUCACUCAAGCAUGGUCAAUUUCCUUAGGAGCACCAGCUAAGACUGGUGGAUACCCUGCCCUCUUUGCCAUCGCGGCUUUCGGUUCUCAGUCUGGUUAUUUCCGCUCAGAUGACCAAGGCGUCAACUGGGUUCAGAUCAACGACGCUUCGCAUGGCUUUGGCUCGUUUAGUGCUAAUGUUAUCAGCGGUGAUCCCCGCGUUUAUGGGCGUGUCUAUGUCGGGACAAAUGGCCGUGGCAUCUUCUACGGUGAUGCGACAGGUUCUGCACCUUCUCCGACAGUCACUGCAACGACGACCUCCGUCAAAUCAACUUCCACAGUAUCGACAACAGUAAGCAGAUCAACCACCAGUAUCAUCUCGACUAGCCCGUCUGUCACCACCACCACUGUGGUAUCAACUUCAACACAUGCAUCAACGACUAGCUCUGCACCGGCAGCAACGCAAAGUGUAUACGGACAAUGCGGUGGAAAUGGAUGGACUGGACCGACAGUUUGUGCAAGCGGAUCUACUUGCACCUACAGCAAUGAUUAUUACUCGCAAUGCGUCCCGAAGUGAGGAAUCUGAAUGUUGUCACUUUGGUCUUCCUAUGUAGCUGCAACAUUAUUACUGGGAUGGUCCCGAGGAUUGCGUGGUGCUGCUGAGCUGGCUAAGUCUUACUCGACCUUUCAAGUUUAUUCGAAAACAUGCUUUGCCUAAGUCUUUGAUCGGUUCAUAACACCGCAAGCUGGUGCAGGUUCGCAUCUGAAAGUAAGGAGUCUUGGAACACGAAAGCCUGGUCAAACGGUACACAUGAUGAUUACCCAAGUUGUUGCCCGCAUGCAUUCCCCUUUCUAUCCAGUCAAUUUUAUCUCACCAAAUCAAUUCAUAACAGUCGACCGCAUUUACCUCCAUGCUUCUCACAGUAAGGAAGUCCGAGGUGCAUUGAAUGCCACGAAUGACAAGGGGUCUAGGGAUCAUGCCACGUUUGUCAUCUUCCCAGAUGUUGGCACCCGCCUGUUCCGUUCUAGUCCCGUGGUUUCACCCUGCUUCCAUUCUCUAUUUAAAUAAGUGCAAUAACAGCAACUGGGUCCAGACAAAUUCAUGAAGCGAUGCUCAUUCGCAUUGCAAAUAAGUAUCUUAUAACGAGGGCCAUAUCGGAACAAACACAAGGGAUAAUGCUGAUAUACCCUCUCUCUGCUCUGUCUGUGCUUGCCAUACCGUCAAUACAAUUGCAAUAGUCGGUGGCUCACGAUCACCUCGCUUCCAUCGUUUCGUUCUGGUCUCCGAUUCACCGUUGGACUUGAAGGCCGGCUUGAGCGGUUCCGACAGAUUGUACUGGCUGGCUAAAUGAUACACACUGACCGGAACUAGAGUCCUCGAUGGCUAAACCUGUUCUCGAUCGCUUUGCAACAUGCCCGCCCCGUACAUUCCGCAUUACCGAAUGAACUAUGGUGUUGGCCACAUGUCUACAAGUUGACUUAUAUUGGAGUAUUAAUUUUGAUGCAACGAGCACUGGUAUACCCAGCCGGAAAUUUGUAUUUCUCGGGUCCGGAGAUGCAUACAAGUAGUGGUGUUUUGAAAAAUUCUCGGCCUAGUCUCCGCAGUCAUGAAGUAUCCUACUUAUUCUCCGCAUGCUUUCCCCUUCUCUAGAAACCUUUACAUAGCAUAUAGUCAACAUUAGGCCACUAUGCACCUACGAAACCAUCUGCUUCUCUUGCUCUUUGCCAAAGCUGCACAUGGGCACCACGCAUUCAAGCCUGAACAGACUCCGACAGAUGCAUUUGCUGCAAGGGUAGUGAAAUCGGAAACUCGUUGCGCAUCUAGCAAGGGCUUGCGAACGAGUCCGUUGGCUCACGCUGCUAACUAUAAGCUGGUCGAGUCGCAUUCCGGCAGUAAUUUCUUUGAUAACUUUACGUUCUGGGAUAAGAGCGAUCCCACCCAUGGCGCCGUCAACUACCGCAGUCGAUCAGAUGCUGUUAAUAUUAACUUAUGCUCCAGUGACACUGAUUAUCAUUGACCUUACUACGUGCAGGAAGCAAUGAACCUCACGGGCGUCAAUAAUGUCGGAAAUGCAUACAUCAAAGUUGAGACAACUCCGGUAGUCUCUGGGAAUCGAUCGAGUGUCCGUAUCGGUACAGACAAUACCUUUACUAAGGGAAUAUUCGUCAUUGAUGCUCUCCAUAUGCCGCACGGAUGUGGCACUUGGCCGGCUUUUUGGUCGACUGGUUAGUCUGACACUUGAUAAUGGGAGUACUCCGAGUGCAUAAAUCGUGACGACGUUCCGACAGGUCCUGAUUGGCCCACGUAUGGUGAAAUAGACAUCAUAGAGGGUGUGAACGAGUAUACGCGAAAUAAGGCUUCAAUCCACACAGCACCUGGAUGCUCUCUGCCAUCAAAUUCAUCCCAGGUUCUUGGAAUGGAAGCAACUCUGGUCGGGUCAACCGACUGCGAUGCAAGGAAAACAAGGGACCAGGGAUGCGGAAUGAGGUCCAACUCAAAUAUCACCUUUGGCUUAGGAUUUAAUUCUGUCGGGGGUGGUGUAUAUGCCCUGGUUUGGAGUGACAAGGAAAUUGUCGUGCAUUUCUUCCCUCGCGAUUCUAUCCCACAGGACUUAUUGAGCGAUUCCCCGACGCCUGAUACUUGGGGAACACCAAUGGCCCGCUUGCCAUCGACGGAUUGUGAUAUAAACAAGUUCUUCCAGAAUCACACAAUUAUUAUCAACACUGCUCUGUGCGGUGGUUGGGUUGGGGGCUUCUGGAAUCGAACAGGUGUGGCAGGGCAAGGCGCUAGUUGCGCUGCGAGUACAGGUUAUGCAACUUGCGAAGACUUUACACGGAACAACGGAGCUGCAUUUCGUGAUGCCUAUUGGGAAAUAGCAAGCAUGAAGAUAUAUAAGCAUGUUCGAAACCGUAGCUAUUCAGUAUUCGGAAGUCCUGUACCCCAUUUCCAGGCCUGACAUCUUGUUAUGAGCGGCAAACCGUAGAUAUUAGUAUAGCUCUAUGCCGAAAUUCUAUCGUAUGAGUUGUUUUUG